Rhinocladiella mackenziei CBS 650.93 is the source of this 2160-nucleotide messenger RNA. RefSeq lists its product as uncharacterized. Gene Ontology annotation, molecular function: protein binding. Lineage: Eukaryota; Fungi; Ascomycota; Eurotiomycetes; Chaetothyriales; Herpotrichiellaceae. The record is from RefSeq and is a predicted model, not a curated record. The transcript has a single exon. The coding region runs from base 1 to 2160 and encodes 719 amino acids.
AUGGUUCGAGGACAAACGCGCCCUUCCCGCCGUUCCUCCCUAGUGGCCGGUCCUCGGUCCUCGACCCCUUCCAAGGAGGAAUGGGAGACGCGGAAGGCCACCAUCCGCCAGCUUUAUUUGUCCGAGAACAAAACUUGCAAAGCCAUCAAAGGAUUUCUCAAUGCAGAGGGGUUCAAUGUCACAUCCCGGCAGAUCAAAAACAAGCUCAAUGACUGGAAGUUUGAACGCAAAAAGACUCCGGCCGAGCAUUAUCUCGCCAUGUUGACUGUCGCGAAUUUUCUUGUCCGCCGAGGCAUCGAUAUUGUCUUCGAUGUCCCAAAGAGGGAUGAACGACAGGAUUACACGGUCCAAAAAGUUAAAAAGGAGUGUGACCGGAUCAAGAAGAAGAAGAAUGCGUGCGACCGGGUUCUCUUUGUCCUUCCACCCCUGGGUGAGGCUCGGAACAUUCUGCGGACCGCCGACAUCAGAUGGAAACAAAGAUAUCCUGCUAUUCAAAUAGGUGCCCGUGCUCACCUUCAGCCUCGUAGGCCCCGAUCAAGCCCCCAGCACCGUUAUCCUAGUGGUCAAGGUUUUCCCGAUGGAGCUGGCUCGUUGGCCGAUGAUGGUGACCUGUCCUCACCCAACGGAAGCGUUGAGACCAUCUUAGGAACCCGGUCGCACCAUAGUUCCCCAGUCAAUACCAUCUUCGUUCCCGUCGCCAGCUCCAACGAUCCUCUAUUUGUUAAACUUACCCCGCCGGACUCCUCGAUGAAAUUCUCUUCGGUCCAUACGCCGAACUUUCUCGGAAGCUCCUCUGGUCCCUCGCUCAUGACCAGUCCAACUCUAUCUUCAUCUCCCAGUCACGGCUCCGUCUUGACAAUUUCCGGGCUCUCUAUCUCUUCGUUUGAUUACAUCACAGACUUUUUAAACAGCGCUGAUGCUGCUGGCCAAGAAAAUGCUGCGUCCUUGGCCUGGGAUAGUGCCGGCACGGAUAUGUGCACCACUGCGCAGAAUCAUCCUGUGUGCAACCAAUGUUCUUGGCCACGUCGCCAUGUGGACUUCGGCUUUGUUGACGAGAUACGGUAUCUUUCUUCCAGGUCUGCUGCGGACGAGCAGAGAGAGGAUCCGUCUUGGAGCUUCUUCUCCCAUAUUUCUUCUCCGGAGAUCACGGACAUUGGCGUGCUCAAAAUGAGUGCCAGCAGAUGGAUCGGACCCUAUUAUUCGCAGUGUUUCGUGACACCGAUACACAUGGCUGCACUCGAGCGCAGUAAAUCUCUGUCCAUGGAGGCUCUGAAGUGUUGCUUGUGCCAAGACAAUCCGUACAUUUUUCCCGGCCUCAGCUUUAUGGUAUUGAUGCUCGGUGACAGUGGCCGAAUGGCCGAGUUAGCAGCCUUUCUCGACGCCAGCUGCACCGUCAUUGACGGACAUCAACAAAUGCGCGGAAGCUUUACCUAUGCAUCUCCAUUCCACUACACCCUGGCUUGGGCCAUCGGCGACGAAUGCGGUAUGGAUUGCUACGGCGAGAACUUCGAUCGCUCACUUGCUCAAAUUUCGCAGAUCUGGGACAAAUUUCACCCUCAUUAUCUUGUCACUGCCUACUUCUCUGCCUGGCACCAUAUUCACAAGCAUAAAUACUCCGAAGCUAUUCCACUGCUGAAAGAGUGUUUACCAAUAUCCGAGCGAGUGAUGGGACGUCAUGACCUUUUGACAAUUAAUUGUCUCGUCAUUCUAGCCCGUGCUUACGCCGACGAGGGGCAUUUGCCGUUGGCAGUAGCUCUCCUCCGGCGCGCCAUGGACCCCCUGGAUAAGAGUCAAGAGCCAAGAAUUGAAAGAUUUCGGCUUAUGGUUCUGUGCCGACUCGGCCAGUUCGAAGCUGAGAUGGGUCAAAAUGGGAAUGCGGAAGAGAAAUUUUGGAAAGUUCUCCAGGGCCGGUCCUUUGCAUGUGGCCUUGAGACGGGCGACACAUGGUCUGCCGUGUACAGACUUUGUGAUAUCUUCUCCAGAACCAACCGGGACCAGCAGGCUAAAGACCUAAUGAACUACAUGGAGAAACGCCUCAACUGGGAGCGCGAUCAAGCGUGGUAUGCGCAGAACAAACGGACGCCCCCAACUCCGCCUUGGUGGUGGCCGUUUUCUGCCGAAGAUAAGACUACAACAGACUCCUUUUUCCGAUUCUCCUGA